AUGAGUGGGUCGAAAAGAAUUUGCUUCUGCUCCUGCUUCCGUGACUUGAACUUCCUAUUGCCCCCUUUUUCAUCAUCAUCCCGCUUUCAAUGCACCCAUCAGCAACAAUUGGAGGAAUGGCGACCGGGCUCGAACAUUUGGCAAGGGGUGGACACGGUGUCGGGCAAGAGACGCUUCCUGUGCGGCUUUUGCAGAAAUUACACGAGUCUCAAUUCGCACAACGUCGUUGUGCACACUCGGUGGCACACCGGGGAACGACCGUUCUCCUGUCCAGCCUGCAACAAAGCGUAUGUGCAGAAGCAGACACUGCUUGUGCACGUCAAGAACUGCCACCCGGACGUGUUCCCGCUCAUGACUGGACCCGCCAGAUUAUAA
This is a messenger RNA of Notodromas monacha, 375 nucleotides long. The record is from the annotation of a GenBank genome assembly. NCBI's taxonomy places the organism in Eukaryota, Metazoa, Arthropoda, Ostracoda, Podocopida, Cyprididae.